AUGGCCGCGGGGGCGAAAUCAGAGUGCGUGAAGGGUAGUCGGAGGAAAAUUAGUGAGGGAGAUACUUGGUUGAAGGGAAAAAAGAGGAAGGGGAAUGAGGGAAAGGGAGAAGCAAAAGGGCCUGAGGUUCAAGAAAACGCCAUGUCGAGAGUGCAGAUUUGUCCUGAGGGUGUACUUAAGCUUGGUCGAGAAAAUCCAGGAAAUUUUACCUUAAACCCCGCACAAGUUCGACUCGAGUCGAAAGAGAAAGAGAGACAACACGAGAAACUUGAGAGAUUCCAAUUGACUGCGAGAGGUUCACGAGAGAAAAUGUUAGUUAAUAUUUGGAUUCUCUUCUUCUUUCUAUUUUCCUCCUUAAUAGCUACAACAGUAUCGACUGAUACGACAACUGUUUCAAGUGGAUUAACAGGCACAACAAAUACAUCGAAUAUAACUCAGGUUCCACCUUUUUCAUCAGCAUUCUGCACAGGCAGUAAUGAAGUAUAUUCUCCCAAUGCUUUAAAUUUAGCAUGUCAACCUUCUUGCUCCUAUCCCGCUAUACAAACAAAUUGCCCUCAGGGAUAUUAUCCGGGUUGUGUUUGCAAUACGUUUUAUAUAAGGGACAGUAAUUACGCAUGCAUUCUUGCAGAGGCUUGCCCAACAACAACCACAGUUGCCGCGACAACGUGUCAAGCCAAUCAGACAUACGAUGCAAGGGCAGCAGAUCCCACUUGCAGACCUACAUGUCAGAAUCUUUCUGGAUCUUUGACUUGUAGUGCGGCUCUUUAUCCAAGUUGUGUUUGCGCAAAAAAUUACGUAAUUAGUAAUACAACCACCAAUAGUUGUAUAUUUAUAACUGACUGUUGACUAUUUAAAAUAAUCCACAGAAUUAUUGUCUUUCAAGUGAAAUAAAAAAAAACGUAAU
Leptopilina boulardi is the source of this 904-nucleotide messenger RNA. RefSeq lists its product as uncharacterized. Lineage: Eukaryota; Metazoa; Arthropoda; Insecta; Hymenoptera; Figitidae. The coding region runs from base 1 to 846 and encodes 281 amino acids. The record is from RefSeq and is a predicted model, not a curated record. The transcript is spliced from 6 exons.